This is a messenger RNA of Fusarium musae, 678 nucleotides long. Its product is annotated as autophagy protein atg9. The transcript has a single exon. The coding region runs from base 1 to 678 and encodes 225 amino acids. The record is from RefSeq and is a predicted model, not a curated record. Gene Ontology annotation, biological process: autophagy. Lineage: Eukaryota; Fungi; Ascomycota; Sordariomycetes; Hypocreales; Nectriaceae.
AUGUCCUCCAAGUUAUUCUCCCGAUCGAAAUUCUCCGCAAGAGGGUCACGGUCGUUUUAUGAACAGCUCCGUUCUGGCGAUGAUGACGAAUACGAUCCCGGCAUCGAUGAAGAGAACCUUGGUCAUCAAUUUGAUGACGAUUUUCAUCCCGAAGGACUCGAUAUUGGCGAUAGCCGCAUGACAAUAGAAAGUGCAGCUCUGAAACCAAAGGGCAAAGGAAGGGCUAAGGCACUAAGGAAGCAGGCGCAAAGUCCCGGUGGACCCUCGCCGCGAUGGCACCAGCAGGACGACGACGGUGACAACGAGGUGCCGGCAUCGUUACUCAUGGAGCCAAACGAAGUAGUAGACUUACCCCCCACAUCGCCCAGACGAGCAGCACCAUCGAACAAUCCCCAAAGUCUAGAAGCUGCAGGCCCAUCAUCAGCACGGGCAAGGGCGCAGUGGGAAGCAGCCACAGCUCAGCAACAACUUCAUCAAGAGAAUAGGUAUGGGGUGCCCGCUGGACCACAACCUAUGCCCGUGGCUAGGGGCUUGAUAGCGAGUAAUCCGAGGGAGAAAGCACUCUGGCGAUGGGUUAACACCUCAAAUCUAGACAGCUUUAUGCGGGAUGUUUACGACUAUUAUGAAGGUGGGGGACUGUGGUGCAUUCUGUGUGCUAACGCUCUAUGGCUCUUGUAA